Acanthaster planci (crown-of-thorns starfish) is the source of this 5631-nucleotide messenger RNA. RefSeq names its product dyslexia-associated protein KIAA0319-like protein. Gene Ontology annotation, biological process: neuron migration. The record is from RefSeq and is a predicted model, not a curated record. Gene Ontology annotation, cellular component: cytoplasmic vesicle; membrane. NCBI's taxonomy places the organism in Eukaryota, Metazoa, Echinodermata, Asteroidea, Valvatida, Acanthasteridae.
CGAGCAGAUCAUUUUGUUACACGUCGUAUCAGUGUGGAUGUAUCGAUACACUUCGUGAACGCUCGGAAGGAUUUUUUCCUGAUCUUACACCCUUGUAUAUUUUGCAGAUAUUAAGCAGUUGCCAUGCGGAUCAGAAGCUGUUUAGAUUCCGUGUGAAGCAGAAUUCCGUCCAGGAGAGGGAUCUGCUGUGCUCAUUGGAGAACCAAACCAGCGAACAAAACCAUAGGAGCUGAAGAUGGGCCCAGUGGAAACAACUCAAGACCCUGGGCUGUGUCCUUGCUGCACACAAUCCAGAACAAAACUCAGCCAAAACCCUUAUCAUGAGAGAAACUCUGUGAUGCUGACCUUGUCACUGAUUUCGAGUUCACUAGACCAAGCCCCAUGGCAACUUAGGAGUAUCAAAGUUGCUCUGAACAUUCAUUCUCAGCUGUUUCUACCUUUCACACUACUGAUGAUGUUACUGUUACAAACAGGCCUUGCUGAUGCCACCUGUUCAACAGGAGAACCCUUUGUGGGAUAUUUUCCUUCAGUUUCUGAAAAACAGCUCAAGCUACAGCAUGGAACGCUGGCCUCGGAUUGUGCUGAAACCUGCUGCCUGGAAGAAGUUUGUGAUUUGGCCUGGAUCAUGGACGAGGACUGUUUCCACGGCCAGUGUUAUACAGAGAGCGACUGCAUACCGCUAGCAAGCAUGAGUGCAUCUAGUAUCGUGUACGUCAUGGAGAGGCCAACCCAACCUCGCACUCCAGUUUCAGGUGUUGUUUGUAGCCCCCAUGACAAGUGGGACACCUGUCCCAUUGGGGAACACUGCGACAAGCGUCUUGGUGAGUGUCAGUGUAACGAUGGAAGGACACGAAGCUACAAGACGAAUCGUUGCGAGUACGAACAAAGAGUAGAACCCUGGAACUCCCUGACUGGUAGUGAUAGUCUCAAAAAACCUGAGUACGCCAAAACCUACGAUUCCCAUAAUCCGUAUGCGGAUAAAUCGGAAGGCUUUCUCGACGAUGUGUCCAAAAGCGGAACCAGUGAGGAAGAUGACAAGUUCCGCUUUUGUAAAUCAGAGGAGGAAUGUGAAGAGUACGAGUACUGCUUUGGUUUGCAACACUUCGGUGCCGGGAUAUGCAAGUGCUUAGACGGGUUCCACGAGUCCAAAGAGCUGGGCAUGUGUAUCAGAGAGACCCCAGAAGGGGAGGUUAGGGAGUCACCAAAACCAGUCACUAUGCCCAGUAAACCAUCAUCCAUUGCUGACUCCGAAAAUCCCCUCACCACACCCCCAGCCACUCCCCCUGUGACACUUCCUGAAACACCCCUAGCAACACCCCCUGAGGAUGGGGAUACCCCCAAAGAAACACAUGUCCCUACUUUGGUACUCCUGCCUACCCCUCAGGUGAGGAAUGACACAGAUAAGCAGGGGGGGAGUGAUGGGGGUGGAGCUAAUGGAGCUGGUGUGGGGGGGUCGGAGCUUGGUGAUAGGGAGGAAAGGCCACACAAGAAGAGUGAAGGAAAAGGGUUAACGCACCAAGGAGACACAGCCGAGACCCAAAAUGGCACGGAGUCUAACCCUUCAGACGGAGACAACAUUGCUCCCACCCCUCUCUCAGACACCCCAACAGAACGGGCCGGUACACAGAGCAAUACAGGACUGGACCAACUGACAGACAGAACCUUGCUGCCAGAGAGCAAGACACAGUCUCCAUCAACGCACACACCGACUGUUGUCAAGUUGACGGUGUCAGCAGGUAAGGACAAAACCCUCCAGCUCCCAGACCAAGACACUGUCACCCUGCACGCCUACGUUAUCCCUACUGAACCCCCCCAGGGCCAGGAGUACACCUAUGACUGGCAGGUAGUGGAUGAGCCUGACUCCGGGGCUGGCAAGAUGAUCAAAGAAGGCAAGAACCUGAAAUUGGAAGAGCUGUCAGCUGGUGUUUACCAGUUCAAAGUUGAGGUGCACGGAAAGGGCUCUUAUGGCUCGGCGACAAUCAAUGUCACAGUUCUUGCACCUCCCCGUGUCAACCAGCCACCAAAAGCCAUCAUCAAUCCGGUCAGCCAAGAAAUCAUUCUUCCCAACCCAGGAACCUACUUGGACGGCUCACAUAGCACAGAUGAUGACAAAAUUGUGACUUACCACUGGCAAGAGAUUGAGGGUCCAGUCAAAGAAACUAAGAUUAUAGGAGACGACCAGUUAUUGCAACUUACGGAUCUAGUACCUGGCCACUAUGUCAUCAGAUUAACUGUAACAGAUUCAGAUGGAGUGACUGACUCAGCAUUAGCCAAUGUCACAGUUAAAGAAGAAAUUGACAACCCCCCAAUUGCCAAAGCAGGCAAAGAUGUCAUCAUCAAACUUCCUGUGAACUCAGCCGUUCUCUAUGGCAACAGCAGCUUUGAUGACCACCCUGGUUUGGUCUAUGAAUGGUCGAAAAUUAGUGGACCAGUGGCCGACAUGUCUGGUUCUUCAUCUCCUAUACUUCACCUGAACAGUCUUGAGGAGGGUACCUACAUCUUCAGGCUGACGGUGACCGACUCCAAGCACAGAAAGGAUUCUGACGAGGCAACGGUGAUUGUUAAACCAGAAAACAAUUUGCCACCCAGAGCAGAUGCAGGUCCCGAUAAGGAACUGUCACUUCCAGACGAUUCCACGACCCUGGAUGGCAUAGGCAGCACAGAUGACCUUGGUAUCACCUCCUACUUCUGGGAAAAAGUCAGUGGGCCUAAUGACCCCAAGAUUGAAGAUGCAGAUCACGCAAUGGCCAAGGUGUCAGGUUUGAUAGCCGGGCGCUAUGUCUUUAAACUGACUGUAGGGGACAGACAGGGAGCCACCAACAGUGAUACAGUAGAUGUGGUCGUCAAGAAAGAAGUGAACAAGCCCCCCGUUGCCCGUGCUGGACCAAAUAUUACCAUCCAUCUGCCAAACAGUGGGGUGGAGUUGAACGGAUCACGGUCAAAGGACGAUAAAGGCAUCGUGUCGUAUGAGUGGAAACGAGAUGCUAAGAGUCCUGCUGCUGGGACACGUUACUCGCACAGGUUGAACUUAGUGGUGUUAACUUUUGACGUUGAAGUGUCAAAAUUCACAUACCAAAACAGGAUUGACAUGGCACGGUCCUUAGCUGUUCUGUUGUCCGUUCGGGAUGAAGAUGUUGUCAUUCAGCAAGUGUACCAAACGCCAAAUGAGCAGCUUCAAGUUAUGUUCUAUGCAAACAACGCCACAACCAGCACUGCCAUGCCCGGCCCGAGGGUGGUCAAAAUACUGUCCAAGAAGAAACUCUCCGGUGAGAUGGACUUGCUCAAGUUCAAGGUUCUAGAGCUGGACACAAUGAUUUGUCAGAAGAAUUGUUCGGGUCAUGGCAAAUGUGAUCCCUUCACCAAGAUGUGCAUCUGUGAGAGCUUCUGGAUGGAGAACUAUGUCCGACGGUGGAUGGGAGACAGGGAGAGCAAUUGUGAUUGGAGUAUAUUGUAUGUCAUCAUUGCAGCCUGUGGAGAAGCCAUAGCAUUAGUCGGGCUUUGUUGGCUGUGCAUAUACUGUAUAAAGAGGAGCCGUAGGAAGGUGAAGAGAAGGCGAAGAUACAACCUCCUGUCCCAAGAUUUGGACGGGAUGGAAUCCAUGGAAAUGUUACCAAAGAAUGCAAAUGAGCCACAGUCCGAGAUGACAAACAAUGGCAACGGGAGUGUGCUUGAUAAACUGACUGACAAGGGCUCCUUCCAAGGGAAACAAAGCAGUAGCAUCAUGAUCUCUGAGUCGGACGAUGACACGGACGAAGAGACGACACUCUUUGACUCUAAGAAACGACAGGGGAAGAAUGGUAAAGCCAAUGGUUCAGUGAUGGCUGUACAACCGCGUAAGAAGAGACCAUUCCCACUGAUCAGCUCCCGAUCAGAAAAACUCUAAAAGUGAAAAAAAUAAGGAGAAGAAUACAUCUUGAAAAAUCCAAGGAUACUUCUUUUCAGCUGAAUCUAAAAAGCAGUACUAGCAUAGCUUCUGAAACUUUUCUGAGGACGGUUUUUGGCAGUUACUUGUAGCUGACAGUUGGUGAUGCACGGUGAACAGAUUGGCAUUUGGAUUUUAUGUUUCCGUCGGUGAGGACUUCAUUUACACGGCAUUGUUUUGAGAGGAGAACUGUGGAAUCACCAGCUGUGAAACCAACAGGUUGUAAUGGGCUGUGUUGAGUGUUAGUGUAACUUGGUCGACAACAAGAAAUUCUGUAUUAAUGACACGAAAACAUGAACCACAACUAAGAAGGCCCCACAAGAUUUGUUUUUUUUCAAGUGAUGCACCGUAGUAAUGAGGAGAGAUGGUGGUUGGGUUGAUAUUCUCAGUAGCUAGGUAUUCUCACCAAACAACUUAAAUGUGGGGCUGCUGUUUGACCAUAUGUCUGAGCCAAGCGAGGGCGCCGCCUCAGUUCACUAAAUAUGUGUACGCAUACGUCAGUGUCAAAUCUUGUGCCUAUUAAGAUGGUGCAUACACGUAGUUUGCACAUUGCUGCAGCCCCUAUAUGUGUCACAGGAAUGUGAUGCAGGAUAUCACCAGUAGUUCCCUGUGGAAGUCAGCAGAGCUAUCCAUACAUUCAUGGCAUCUAUCAGAUCACUUCUCCCACAGUGUCGUCCUACCAGAUUAUGUCCAGAAAGAUUAUCAGGCUUUAUCAACGGUCCUGCUUAAGAUCUGCUGACAAGUGUGCAUUGGGAACUUGGCUAAACACCAGUGACAUUGAAAAGGACCGACAUUAGCAAUUAUGUUCCUUCUGUUAACUGAAAUGUAGGAAAGCUUCAUGUUACACAUGCAGUGCUAUACACAAACAGUGAUCACUCAAGCACCGUAGAACUGUAAAUUUACUUCACAUCUGUAUAAAUGAUACGGCGUAUAAUCUUCAAGAUUACAUUGUCUUUCAAGCAAUGGUGUCUUGUAUAAUGAAUAAUGUCAUUGUUCAACGUGAUAGAAAAGUGUAUUUAUUAUUUUCUAAUUCUGACUCGCCGGGCCUGAUGAAAAGGGAAACUUUUAGCAAAGUAUUUCUGUUCAGCUAAAAACUUGACUGAAAGUUCUCCUUUUUCAUUAGCUCUUUAAACCGUCAUAAGUAACACAGCUUCCAUUCAGAAAUCAAGUGCUGUGAGUAUUUUUUUUUAAUUAGAAAUUGUGUUUCAUAAGGAAUGGUAGGAGGCCUAAGUAAAAGGGAGGAUAUUGCAAAUUGCAGUUUAUGCAUUAUGGAAAUUUGAGUCGAAAACAAGAUUAUUUACCUAUACAAUGACAGUUUUCUUUUUUAUAUGUAGGCAUUUUUGUAAAUAAAGGUUUUAACAUGUGCAUCAAAAAUGUGAAAAAAAUAUCAAGAUUUAUGGACAGCACUUAUUUAUUUUUCAUAGUGUGUUGCGAGGAGCGGAAAAUAUGUAUAUAAUUAAAGUCCAAAGAAAAGAUAAAGAUUGUGUAUACAGGUUGAUGUUUGACAGAAAAGAGCAGCAUAGUUGUAUGCUUGCUUGAGUGUUUAUAUUUGAAACUUAAUUAAAAUUGAAACCUAUGUGUUUGAAUUCCACUCCGGGAGGCUAUCUAGAUGUAGGAAUGUACAUAUAGUUGCCGGGUCAUUCCAUGAGGUUGGGGCACAAUUUGUGACGGUGUCCUUGUUACAUGGGUAGCUUUUACCACCUGUCAUA